CCUUGACAUGCGCUAUUUGUGUUCUUCUUCAAAUUGUGGGAAAGAGGAUUUAUUUCGAUUUAAAUUUAAAUAAAUAUAAAAUAAACCGCGAUUAUCGAUCGAGAUUUCUCCUCACGUCCUUGUAAAGAACAUGACUGAUACUGCAACACCGACGGGACAAAAUCCCGCAGAAGAAAAGCCCAGCGAAGUAAGGGUUUGGAAAAUUUCGACCAGUAGAAAUAACCGUUGCAAAAUAUUGAUAAAAAGCAUGUACACUUGUGUGUUGUAUUUACAUAUUAUUUAUGUUUUAUUUUAGCUGUCCGAAGAGGAGAAAUUGAAGUCAAAGUAUCCCGGAGGAUUAAAGAAAAAUUUUGCACAAUCAAGGCUUCGAAAUCGUGGAGGGGUAAGCUAUUUCAAAAGCAAAACAAUUUUACAAAUAUUCAAAUCUUGACUGAGUUGACUCAGAUUUUUUGUGUGAGAUUGAUAAACACACUACAAAUACUUGUAAACUCUUGUAUCUGUAAAAAUAAAACUGUAUAAGCUGUUUGAUAUUAAACUCGAUUUCAGUUUAAAAAGUAUUAAAUAAUCUCUUACACAAUUUGAAAUAUAUGGAUAGACAUGAGUAGUUGUGAUAUAAAAAAGUUGGUCAUCUGGUAAGAAUCUAUCUUGCAAUUGGGGUUGAAUGUUCGGAGCUACAGAGUCCAGAACCAAUUACAUCAAUUUUAUACGCCAUCAAAAAAUGCUAUAAUUUCCAAAUUACAUGCCAUCAAAAACGUGCCAUCAAAUCCGUCUGUAGUAACGCCGGUAUGGUAAUUAGAUUACCCAAUUAGCUAAUUAAUUUCCCAGAUUUGACGGAAGAGAAGAUGGGUGUGAAAUUCAUUAGAAUAACAACAUAUAUAAAUUAUCUAUGUUAGUCAGUUGACGUUUAUUCACAAAUCUGGUCCUUCGCCGUCAUGUGUGUAUUGUAUUUUUGCCAAACUCACCAAUAGCACUUUCCUAAAACAUUGUUGUUGGUUAGUUGGGCAAAAAUACAAUAUGCACUUGACAGUGAAGGACCAGAUUUAUGAAAUGGGUUAUAUUGUUAUUCUGAUGAGUUUCACAGCCAUCUUCCCUUCGAUAUAGGCUAUGGACAGUCACAGAUUAUUAUCUUGAACAAUCUGUGACAGUGAACACCACUUGGUCAAACAUCCACAUAAUAUUACUUCUUGUAUUCAAAACUGGAAAUAAUAUUGUCUUCACGAAGCUCUAGCAAAAAGUUUAAAGAAAAUUACAAGUGUAUGUUUGUCUUGACACAAGGAAAAAACAGUGACAUUCCCUGCAUUAUAGUUUCAGCUGUUUCCUUAUAGUAAAUGCUUUUCUUUUCCAGUAUUUACUGCUACUAUUUUGGCAGACAUUUUUCCGUAUACUUGCGCGUGCGCUUUACAUGCCACUCUGUGGAUAUAUUGUCAUUUGUCAACAUAUAUUUAUUAUUUAUUAUUAUUAACCAUUAAGUUGCAGAGCUUCCCCACUGACGGGUAAAAUCGUCUGGUGUUAGACAAGUAAAUAUAAGUUGGGCGCACUGUGGCUCAUUGCGGCUCAAUGGGUUAACUAGAGACGCUGUCAGAUUUUUUGGUCAACCCAUUACUGUCGUUCCAAUUGAAGUGUUGCUCAAAUAUUGAUUCAAUACAUUACCUCGGGCUGACCAAUUCAUUUGAUCAAGUUCCUCGAGAUAUUCAUACACUUCCUGUGAAAGAGCCAAUUCCAAGUAUUUGAUCAUUUCUGGUCACUUCCUUUCUAUUUAUGAUUGGUUAGUUGCACAAACAACAAAGGUGAUUGGUGCAUUCAAACUAUUCAACAGGAAGUGUACAAUUAUACUAGGAAGUGUAUGAAUAUCUCGAGGAACUUGAUGAAAUGAAUUUGUCAGCCCGAGGUAAUGUAUUGAAUCAAUAUUUGAGCAAUACUUCAAUUGGAACGACAUUAAGCCGUAGAGUUUCCCCACUGACAAGUAAAAUCAUCAGGUGUUAGGCAAGUAAAAAAAUAAGUGGGGCGCAUUGCGGCUCAAUGGGUUAAGCAGCAAUGCUCCCUGAUGCACCCUUCAUGGAAUACGGAGCAUACAUACAUAUGAUAAUUUACUCUAUAUGUCUAAUGGCAGACAAUUUUACUUGUAAGGAAGAGUGUUGCCACUCAAUGAGUUAAUGCAUUAAAAUAACUUGAUAUGAUUGUGUUUUUUUUCAAGGUGAAAUACUUUGAUUCUGGCGAUUAUCAAAUGGCCAAGACAAGCAACAAGAGACCUCUAGCCGGACUUGGAGCAGCUAUUCCAAAACCCGAAAACAUCCCUCACCGAAAGGAGUCCGUCCCAAGUAAAUUGGCCAGCCCAACGUCCGUCAGCGUUCAAGAUUGAAUUGAUAUCCCGAUUAUUUGAAGCAAUGAGAAACUUCGUGUUCAUUGAAUGUAUAUUACAGGAAUUAUUUAGCAAUGGGUUCUUCUCUUUGGCACAAUUAACGUUUCUGGGAUUUCGGCUUUAUAUGACAAUUUAUUUUCAUACUAACUUAUUGCAAAGAAUUAGGACGAAGACGGACUUAUUGUAUGUGUAUAUAUAACUUAAUAUGCUAACCUUAGAUUCUGGCACUUUGCCUUUAGAAACACUAACAAAAAUAGCAGUUCUUGCAAGGAUAUAAGCCUUGUAGGAUAAUUACAAACACUAGUACCAGUUUACAGAAAAAAGAUGAAGUCAUCUAGUAGGGAUGUGCCAGAUAUUGCAGCUAUGGAUAUUGCAACCGUGAAACCAUCUGUUUUCCGUUAAAGGGCAUAUGACUCGAAAAUUGACGUUGUUAUUAAUAUUUUUUAGUCUAAUUUGAAAGUUCAUUGAAAACUGUAGAGUAACUUCUUUGAUAGAUUUUUGUUUUCUCGCUUCGUUUUGAAGAUAUUUUAUUUUUUAUGAUAUGCAAAGCACCAACUUCCUACGUCACAUAUACGCAUAAUGAUCUAGCCCUAAUAGCUGUAUAUCUUUAAUACGACUAAACACAAUCUGUAGAAAACCUACAUGGGUUUUGUUGUUGACUAAUCUCAUGCUCGUCAUUCAUUUUGAGCGAAUUUAUUUGAUAGUGACAACAUUUAUAUAUAACAUUUUAAAGUAAGUCAUUAUGCCUUUGUGAUAUAGAAAGUUGGUCCUUUGCAUAUCACAAAAUGAAAUAUCUCCAAAACGAGGCAAGAAAACAAAAAUUUGUCAAAGAAGUUACUCUACAGUUUUCAAUGAUCUUUCAAAUUUUCGAGUCAUAUAUGCCCUUUAAGAUAUUGUGAAACACUAAAAACUAGUCUACCGGACAUGCGACACAUUAAAACAAAAUACCAGUUAAGUUUUUUUGUGAUGUAAAAUGCUCUCUGCUGUAUAUUCUCUGACGAUCAUUGUGCCACAUGCUAAACAGACAAUGGACUAUUUUAUGACAAAAUGUCAGUGACGUAUUGUCCAAUUAGUACCACGAUCAGUAUCUGGUUAUUAUCUGGUAGACUACAAUCCAGUACCAUCCGGUUAUACAGCGAAGCAGUAACCGGCACAUCCCUAUGAUCUAGUUACAGUGUUGACAACCAAUUCUAUUUGGGGUUCUGCAUGACCCAUCUAUGGUAUUCCCUUGAAAAUUUGUAAUAAUUUCAUAGGAGGCUAAAGAUAUUUUCUGCCAUCCUUGUGUGUUUUCGUAAGUAACAUGAGCAGCAAAAUUAUUGCAACAAAACUCCAUUUCAACACAUGUUAAUUAAAAAUGUUCAUGCUAAUUAGUGCCUAAUUAAUCGCCCGAACAUUUUCAAAUAACAGUUUCUGUGAUCACAGUAGGAAUUUUGCGUAGGGAAAUUCUAAGUUUUGAAGGAUUUGUUAGAAAUGUUUGAGGGACUGACUUGAUGUCAAACACCGAGUCGGUUUCCCAAAUAUUUCUUACAAAAAUCCUUCAAAACUUAGAAUUUACCAAUGCAAUAUUCCUAAUGUCACAGAAACUUUGAUAGCAAUUUAGUUGAGUGUAAAAAUUCAUUGAAGAUUUAACUAUAUAGCCAUAGUAUUAAUAUUAGUAUAUGUAUUGUGAAUAAGCUUGAUAGCCUUACUCUCUCCAGUUAUUAUAGGGCUCAGUGGCCCUAGAUGUCACCCUCAGUACCUGUGGCUGAUGUUUUUGAGGAAAUUGCUUAUAAGAAUACUAAUAGCCAUAACAUGUAAAUUAUUAAUCUUAUGUCAAAAAAUCUUGCACAAAAAUUCACUUAGAUUGUGUAAGCAGGCAAAGUACAACAUGUCAAUAUAGCACUUGUUCAAAUAAAGCUUUUAAAAG
This is a messenger RNA of Paramuricea clavata, 4265 nucleotides long. The record is from the annotation of a GenBank genome assembly. Lineage: Eukaryota; Metazoa; Cnidaria; Anthozoa; Malacalcyonacea; Plexauridae.